Molecule: messenger RNA, 1290 nt
Organism: Prinia subflava (tawny-flanked prinia)
Lineage: Eukaryota; Metazoa; Chordata; Aves; Passeriformes; Cisticolidae
Product: relaxin-3-like
Exons: 2
Coding region: 78-662 (194 amino acids)
Cellular component (GO): extracellular region
Molecular function (GO): hormone activity
Source: RefSeq, a predicted model, not a curated record
CGCCGCGGUCGGGGCGCUGCGGGUUGUGGCGGCCGUCGGGUGUGCUGCGAAGGCGCCCGCGGGACGGGGACGGCGCGAUGGGGAUGGCCAAGCUGAGACUGCUGUGCGCCGCCGUGGCGCUGCUGUGUGCGGCACCGCCGGGGCAUCCCGGGGCCGCGCUGCCCGCGGGCGAGGGGGACGGCUACGGGGUGAAGCUGUGCGGCCGCGAGUUCAUCCGCGCCGUCAUCUUCACCUGCGGCGGGUCCCGCUGGAAGCGGCUCUCCCUGCUGGCGGUGGAGCCUGCGCCCGCGGCCGAUUCUGCACAAACAGCAAGUAACAAACAACUGGGAAGCUUGAACCUGCAAUCAGUUUUGGAUCCUGAAGUGGAGCAGCUGCAGAGAAGCAGCCCAGUUCUUGGAUGGGAGGCGUUUAAGGACUUGUAUAGUUUAAAUUACUAUAAUGAAUAUGUCCCUGUGGCAGGCGACUUAAAAAAACUUGUUCACCAGGUAGAGGAAGCUGUUCAGAAGGACAGGGGGGGAACAGGAAAUGCAAAUCCCAUGGAAUCAAGCAGCUACCUUUGGGCCAGGUAUCCCAGAAGAAAACGGGAGUCUCUGGGUUUGGCAGGAAUGUGUUGCAAGUGGGGCUGUACAAAAGCUGAAAUUAGUACUAUAUGCAGAGUUUAAAAUCCUCUCUACACUUAUGCAUGAAAUCAGUGUUUGUUGCAGUACUACUUGAUUGAUUACUUCAUGGGGGAAGAACACUCUUGCUGUAUUUUACCUUGUCUAUAUGUGCCAGUCAAUAUAGCUGGUUUUCUUUAAAAAAAAAACACAACAAAAAAAAACAAAACAAACAAAACAUAAAUGUAAUUGCAAUGAGUUUGUUUUGCUGCAGUAACUUCUAAUCUAUACUUUUUACUAAGUCUUUUCAUUUUAAUGUUGAGCCUUUACACUUAUAUUACGAAUGUAUUAUAUCUUUGUAACACUUUAAGAACUCCAAUAUUUCAUUAAAAUGUAAUUAUACUAAGUGUUGCCAAGUUAUUCUUCCUGUGUCAAAAGAAUGGAUAUAGAAUCAUAGAAUGGCCUGCUUUGGAAGGGACCUUAAAGACCACCUAUUUUCAUCCCCCCGACAUAGGCAGGGACAUGUGUCUUCCACUGAAUGAAAUUGUUCAGAGCCCCAUGCGACCUUGGCCUUUAACACUUUGGGGGAUGGAGCAUCCACAGCUUCUCUGGGCAAUCUAUUCCAGUGUCUCACCACCCUAAGAGGGAACAAUUUCUUCCACAAUAUCUAGCCUAAAUUCUGCCUCCUUCAGUU